This is a messenger RNA of Parastagonospora nodorum SN15, 880 nucleotides long. RefSeq lists its product as hypothetical. The record is from RefSeq and is a predicted model, not a curated record. The coding region runs from base 2 to 784 and encodes 260 amino acids. Gene Ontology annotation, cellular component: cytosol. The transcript has 2 exons. Lineage: Eukaryota; Fungi; Ascomycota; Dothideomycetes; Pleosporales; Phaeosphaeriaceae. Gene Ontology annotation, molecular function: electron transfer activity.
AAUGUCAAGUCUGAGGAUAUUAGUGCCCGUAAAGCGGGUUAUCGACUAUGCGGUCAAACCCCGUGUCAACCGCGCCCAAACCGCCGUCGAAACCGCCAACGUAAAACACUCAAUGAACCCCUUUGACGAGCUCUCCAUCGAAGAAGCCGUGCGCGUGCGCGAGCAAAAAGGGCACCACACCUCCGCGCCCAAAGUCGAAGAAAUCGUCGCUUUCAGCGCCGGCCCGCCGAAAUCCCAGGACAUCCUGCGCACCGCAAUGGCCAUGGGCGCCGAUCGCGGCCUGCACGUUGUGGUCGAGGAAAAGGACGCCUUGGAGCCAUUAGGCGUUGCUAAGCUGUUGAAGAAAGUCGUCGAUGAGAACAAGAGCAGUUUGGUCAUUCUGGGCAAGCAGAGUAUCGAUGAUGAUGCGGGGCAGACGGGACAGAUGCUUGCGGGUCUGUUGAAUUGGCCACAGGCGACACAGGCGUCGAAGAUUACUUUCAAGGAUGAGACGGUGGAGGUUAUUCGCGAAGUUGAUGGCGGUGUGGAGACGCUCAAGGCGAAGCUGCCCAUGGUCAUCACAACAGAUUUGCGCUUGAAUGAGCCGAGAUAUGCUAGUUUGCCGAACAUCAUGAAGGCCAAGAAGAAGAAGCUGGAUAAGAAGACUCUUGGCGAUUAUGGACUGGAUACCGAGUUGCGGUUGAAGACGGUCAAGGUGGCGGAGCCCGAGGCAAGAAAGGCGGGAGUCAAGGUUGAGGAUGUUGAUGGCAUGAUCAGCAAGUUGAAGGAGCUUGGUGCUUUGUAGGCAACGCUAGGAAAAGACAUGUAAAUAUAUGAAAGAUCUCACGAAGCAUGGAAUCAAAAUGAAGUCAGCCGGAUACCGGCUGACAUGAUUUAUUGC